AUGGUAAAACGCUCUAGCAGCCUCACGAAGUUUUCAGCCUCUUUAAAAAGAUGCAAGACGAAGCGUUUGGAUUACUUUCGUCUCAGUUUUACUAGCGUUGGGCAGCUAGCAUUCAAGUCACUGCUGGAGCUUGAUGAUGAUCAAAUUGUUGCAGGAGCAUAUUUAUUGAUGGUGCACGUCCUAAAGGUGGUGCUGAAUGGAGGCCACGCUUACGAGAUUGCCAACAAAUGUCGUGUUUGGGAGCACGACACCGGCCACAGCGACGAGUACGUGAAGCUGCUCAACGAUCCUAUGUUCGCGUGGAGCAGCGUCACCAUCUCCCUCGUCCACGAGCACUACGAUGGAUUCAAAGACGCGAAGAAGCUCGUGGAUGGUGGCCUUGGAAUGUGCAUGGGCAAGAUCGUGGAGAAAUAUCCCCACAUCGAAGGUGUCAACUUUGAUCUCCCUCACACUUCUACUUUGCUCAAUUUUAGCGACGAGGAUUGCCUGAAGAUGCUGGCGAAUUGCAACAAAGCUCUGCCACGAGGAGGCAAGAUGAUAGUGGUCGACCUUAUGUACUCCAAGGACGGGGCUGGACCUACACCGACGGUGGCAAGACCAGGCGAUUUGAAGAACACAAGGUGCUGCUUGAAAAAAGUGGCUUUGGCAACGUUUCCCUCUUGA
Molecule: messenger RNA, 663 nt
Organism: Selaginella moellendorffii
Lineage: Eukaryota; Viridiplantae; Streptophyta; Lycopodiopsida; Selaginellales; Selaginellaceae
Product: anthranilate N-methyltransferase
Exons: 3
Coding region: 1-663 (220 amino acids)
Biological process (GO): methylation
Molecular function (GO): O-methyltransferase activity; S-adenosylmethionine-dependent methyltransferase activity
Source: RefSeq, a predicted model, not a curated record